GUCGUUUAGAACACCCCCAAUGCCUCUCAGAAACCCGUACUUGAUAACGUGGGCCUCUGUCAUCAUCAAGGCAAGUGAUUCCAUAUGUUGCAAACUGAGGCUCUUGGAGCCAGUGAUGAGAGUACCGCGGGAUGAUGCUCAGCUUUGGCUGACUGAUGUGGAUGUUUUUAGGGUGUCUUUCAGAAGCUCAUGCUCAGUGAGCUAUGGCUCUAUCAUCAUCAAGGCAAGUGAUUCUGAUUGUUACGAAUGAGGCCCUUAAGACCAAUGAUGAGAGUACAUCUGGAUGAUGCUCAGCUUCGGCUGACUGAUGGGACAUUUUCAUGGUGCCUUUCAGAUAGCCUAUGCUCAGUGAGCUGCGGCUCUAUAUCAUCAUUAAGGCAAGUGAUUUCAAGCAACCCCUUGUUACGAACUGAGGCUUUUAAGCCAAUGAAGACAACCAACUUGGAUGAUGCUCAGCUUCGGCUGACCGACAUGGAUGUUCUCAAGGUGCCUUUCAGAAGCCCGUGCUCAGUGAACUACGGCUCUAUCAUCAUUAAGGCAAGUGAUUCCAUUUGUUACGAACCGAGGUUCCUGGGACCAAUGAUGAGAGUACUUCUGGAUGAUGCUCAGCGUCAGCUGAUCUUUGCGAACGUUUUCACAGGGUGCCUUUCAGAAAGCCUAUGCUCAGUGAGCUGCGGCUCCGGGAUCAUCAUCAAGGCAAGUGUCUCCAACCCGAACCUUGUUACGAACCGAGGCUUCUUAGCCAAUGAAGACAACCAACUUGGAUGAUGCCCAGCUUCUGCUGACUGAAGGGGCAUUUUCAUGGCACCUUUCAGAUAGCCCACGCUCAGUGAGCUGCGGCUCUGUAUCAUCAUCAAGGAAAGUGAUUCCAACCAGCACCUUGUUAUGAACCGAGGCUUCUGAGCCAAUGAGGAAUACCAACUUGGAUGAUGCUCAGCUUCGGCUGACCAUUUUGUGUAUUUUCGCAGAAUGCCUCUCAGAACGCGA
Molecule: messenger RNA, 987 nt
Organism: Aspergillus campestris IBT 28561
Lineage: Eukaryota; Fungi; Ascomycota; Eurotiomycetes; Eurotiales; Aspergillaceae
Exons: 1
Coding region: 247-768 (173 amino acids)
Source: RefSeq, a predicted model, not a curated record